This is a messenger RNA of Myotis myotis, 4198 nucleotides long. It is a transcript of the gene CHRM3, whose product is annotated as cholinergic receptor muscarinic 3. The record is from RefSeq and is a predicted model, not a curated record. Gene Ontology annotation, cellular component: synapse; dendrite; plasma membrane. Gene Ontology annotation, molecular function: G protein-coupled acetylcholine receptor activity; G protein-coupled serotonin receptor activity. Lineage: Eukaryota; Metazoa; Chordata; Mammalia; Chiroptera; Vespertilionidae. Gene Ontology annotation, biological process: regulation of vascular associated smooth muscle contraction; adenylate cyclase-inhibiting G protein-coupled acetylcholine receptor signaling pathway; saliva secretion. The coding region runs from base 779 to 2551 and encodes 590 amino acids. The transcript is spliced from 3 exons.
GCGCAAAGCCGGGAGGAGGCGCGCAGGCAGCAGCCGCCACCGCCACCACCAGGCAGAGGGAGAGUUCGCGAGGAGAGACCCUGCUCCCACUUGGAGCGCCUUGGUCGGCUUUUGGAGACAGAGAAUGCGAGACCCGGGAGGAGCCGGGAAGAAGAAGAAGAAGGAAAAGGACGUGAGGGGAGCCUGAGCGGCCCGGGGCGUGGACGGAGGGCGCCGGCGGGGCAGGGAGCCCGAGGCACCCGGCGCGGCCGGAGCGCGGCCCGGGUGGCAGGUGCCGCGGGCGCAGCGCCCUCGCACCCCGCGCGCCUCGCGGAGCUGGAGCGCACGCCGCGGCCGGUCGGGGCCGCCCGGAGCCCCCGCUCCUCGUCGGUUCGCCGGGCGGCGGCGCCUCGGGAAGGACGGGCGAUGGACCGCAGGGCGGCUCCCGGCGCGGGCGCGCGUUCCUAGGGCGCUGCUCCCUGGCGCCGAGCGGGAGGCGGCGAGGGACCGCGGGCCCUGCGCCCCCCGCGCACCGGAGGCGCGACGCCGGCGGGGACCGCACGCGGAGGAGCCCCGCGCCCAGGUGAGGACGCCCGCACCGCUCGCCUGGUCUCCCUCGCCGAUCGCCUGCGGGAGGAGGAAAAGUUUUCAGCUCAGAACUUCCGAAGCCUCGCCCAGAGCCGCCGUUUCUGCUCUUCCUGGCUGGCUGGACGAUGCGGCGACGCCUUCCCGUGCUUGAUCACAGCUCCACGCUCGGCUCCUGCUGCAGGGAAGCCCAAGACUAUGUCCGAGAGUCACAAUGAACUUGCAUAAUAACAAUACAACGUUGCCGUUGUUGCCAAACCUCAGCUCCCUCUGGGUACCCGGCUCCCCAGGUGCAGGGCUGCCCCCGGGCACGGCCACUGAUUCUGGCAGCUACAACGUUUCUCAGGCAGCUGGGAAUGCCAGUCCUGCCAAUGGCACCGUCAGCGACCCUCUGGGAGGCCACACCGUCUGGCAGGUGGUCUUGAUUGCCGUCCUCACGGGGGUCGUGGCCCUGGUGACCAUCAUUGGCAACAUCCUGGUGAUCGUGGCGUUUAAGGUCAACAAGCAGCUGAAGACGGUCAACAACUACUUCCUCUUAAGCCUGGCCUGCGCCGAUCUGAUCAUCGGGGUCAUUUCCAUGAAUAUGUUUACGACCUACAUCAUCAUGAAUCGCUGGGCUAUGGGGAACUUGGCCUGCGACCUCUGGCUUUCGAUUGACUAUGUGGCCAGCAACGCCUCCGUCAUGAACCUGCUGGUGAUUAGCUUUGACCGGUACUUCUCCAUCACCAGGCCGCUCACCUACCGAGCCAAAAGGACAACGAAAAGAGCCGGCAUGAUGAUAGGCCUGGCCUGGGUCAUCUCCUUCGUCCUCUGGGCGCCUGCCAUCCUGUUCUGGCAGUACUUCGUGGGCAAGAGAACCGUGCCCCCGGGGGAGUGUUAUAUCCAGUUCCUCACCGAGCCCACCAUUACCUUCGGCACGGCCAUCGCCGCCUUCUAUUUGCCCGUCACCAUCAUGACGAUCUUAUACUGGCGGAUCUAUAAGGAAACGGAAAAGCGUACCAAAGAGCUGGCCGGGCUGCAGGCCUCCGGGACGGAAGCAGAGGCGGAAAACUUUGUCCCAACCACGGGCAGCUCUCGGAGCUGCAGCAGCUACGAGCUGCAACAGCAGAGCGUGGCGCGCUCGGCCCGCAGGCGGUGCGGCUGCUGCGACUUCUGGUUCCCCACCAAGACCUGGCAGCCCAGCGCCCAGCGCGUGGAGCCGGACCACAGCAGCAGCGACAGCUGGAACAACAACGACGCGGCGGCCUCCCUGGAAAACUCCGCGUCCUCCGACGAGGAGGACAUCGGCUCGGAGACCAGAGCCAUCUACUCCAUUGUGCUCAAGCUGCCCGGGCACAGCACCCUCCUCAAUUCCACCGCGCCACCGUCCCCAGACAGCCUGCGGGUGCCCGACCCAGAGCUGGGCACGGCGGGCGUGGAGAGGAAAGCCAGCAAGCUGCAGGCCCAGAGGAGCAUGGAUGACGGAGGCCGCUUUCAAAAGAGCUUCUCCAAGCUUCCCAUCGAGUUAGAGUCGGCCGUGGACCCGGCCAAGACGUCCGACGCCAACUCCUCCGUGGGGAGGUCCACGGCCACGCUACCUCUGUCUUCCAAGGAGGCCACCCUGGCCAAGAGGUUUGCUCUGAAGACCCGGAGCCAGAUCACGAAGCGGAAGCGGAUGUCCCUCAUCAAGGAGAAGAAAGCCGCGCAGACCCUCAGCGCCAUCCUGCUCGCCUUCAUCAUCACCUGGACGCCCUACAACAUCAUGGUCCUGGUGAACACCUUCUGCGACAGCUGCAUCCCCAAAAACUACUGGAACCUGGGCUACUGGCUGUGCUACAUCAACAGCACCGUGAACCCCGUGUGCUACGCCCUGUGCAACAAGACCUUCCGCACCACCUUCAAGACGCUGCUGCUCUGCCAGUGCGACAAGCGGCGGCGGCGCAGGCAGCAGUACCAGCAGCGGCAGUCCGUGACCUUCCACAGGUGUGUGCCCGCGCAGGACCUGUAGAGUGAGCUGGGUAUAUGGCCGUGCCCUUCUGCAGGUGUGCGCCCAAGCAGGAACUGUAGAAUGAGUUUGGCCAAUGGCCAUGACUUUCUACAGCUGUGCAACCAAGCAGGACAUGUAGAGUGAGCUUGGUAUAUGGCCGUGACCUUCUGCAGGUGUGCGCCCAAGCAGGAAUGGUAGAGUGAGCUUGGUCAAUGGCGUGACCUUCUACAGGUGUGCACCCAAGAAGGACCUGUAGAACGAACUCGGUCAAUGGCCGUCACCAAACACACACGCCAGCCCACAGGCCUUCGGAGGGCGUCCGUGGGGGGUGGGGGAGGAUGAUUCCUGGUAAAUAAUGUUCUUACCACUCAGAUGAGAAAGCUGCCUGUUUACUGAACCAUUGGAUAAACCCAUUUUAAUACAAAAAAAGUCAAAUAUUAAUUCAGAGGGGGGAAAAAACAUAUUACUGAAUAUAAAGAAAGUGACUCUGAAAUAGACUUCAAGUGUUUUUUCUUAAAGAGGAAAAAAAUUGCUUCAUGGCCAUUCGACACCCAUGCUUGCCUCUUUUCAUGUCCGUGAGUCCUGGAAUCUCAGGGCCACACAGCUGGCUGCCCUCGAUGCUACGUCUUUUACCCGGACCCCAACAGUGUGGAUUCGGGUUCCGCCUGGACAGGGCCAGGCGACUGCCUCCGCGGCCCUGAGGUGGUUUCAUCCGCCGCUAAGCUGCACCUUCUCGCCCCAGUAGAGCUGUUCGUCUCCUCUUUGGAGUGUUGUGAAACUCUGUUUGUGGACUUGAUUUUUGAUUCCUGCUGAGUCCUGUUUGGUGCAGUUCAAGUUUUGUACAAAUAAAUAUGUAAGGAUAUGGAUAUGUGUGAGUGUGUGCGAGUUCCACAUACACACACACCAUGUAUACGAUAUAGUGCGAAUCCUUGAACUGGCAAGGUAUUCCCACAAGACAUGCUUUCAGUACUUUGGUAACUGAAGUUCUCCAGACCCUAACACAACAUAAAGGCGAACCCAACCCAGAGUCACGUUUCCAAACCCAGGGCUGUUUGACAAAGACCACCCUGGAGAGCGUGCCCGGCCCUCCCGCAGAUCUGGGCCGAGGAGUCAGCCUGGGAUCAAGGUCAAGCCCCAGGACUUGGCCAGACGGAGUGUCAACCAUCUCCUUUUUUGAUAUCCUCAGCAAAGCUCCAUCCCCUGGGGCCCCUGUGAGCUCCAACACUGAACCCCACCCCCAGGUUCGAAUGGAAUUGUCCAAUACUGAAUGUGCCCCAACCAGGCUGCUUCCCACGUAAUGAUCGUGUCACAUGGGAAAGUCACACACAGCGAUGUGUGUGGGAAAGCAGGCCGGCUCGCGAGGGAGGGCGAAGGAAGGAGCGGCUGGCAUCACCCCGGUGAAAACUUUCCCCCUUGGUCACGUAGCUCUGCCCAGCGCCUCCUGGUCCAUCCUGUGGCCUCACCUGGGGGGUGGGGCUUAGGCAGUCACGUGUCUUCUACAGAAAGCAUGACACUUUGAAAAGUCAUGUUUCAAAUGGAUUUGGGGGUUGUUGGGGGUUUUUUUUACAUUUUUUUAAAUGACUUUUUUAUUCUUCUCCGAAUUGACCAAAAUGUUAAAUGUUCUAUUUGGGCGUGGGGGUGGGGGCGCUGCUGUUGGUAUCAUUUUUG